AUGUCUCGCAAAAAGGAACCUGUUGUCGAAGGACUUUCUGCUGCCGAAGCAAAAGUAAGAGCUUCCAGCGAAAUUGUAAAGGAAUUAUUAAAAGCCUAUGAUAGUAAUGAAACAGUUGUGAUGGCAAAAGUCAGAGCACGUAUUUCACGUAAAUAUAAAUUAAAAACAGGACCAAAAUUAGUAGAAAUUAUUGCAGCCAUUCCGGAGGAACAUAAAUCAAAAUUAUUACCACUCUUGAAGGCCAAACCAAUCCGUACAGCCAGUGGUAUUGCUGUUGUUGCUGUAAUGUGUAAACCUCACAGAUGUCCUCAUAUUGCCAUGACAGGAAAUGUUUGUUUAUAUUGUCCUGGUGGUCCUGACUCUGAUUUUGAAUACUCUACACAAUCUUAUACAGGUUAUGAACCUACUAGUAUGAGAGCUAUUAGAGCUCGUUAUAACCCAUAUCUUCAAACUAGAAAUCGUAUUGAUCAAUUGAAGAGACUUGGUCACGAUUGUGAUAAAGUUGAAUUCAUCAUCAUGGGUGGUACAUUUAUGAGUUUGGAAAAGGAAUAUCGUGAUGAAUUUAUUAGAAAUUUACAUGAUGCUCUCUCCGGUCACACCAGUUCAAGUGUCGAAGAAGCAAUCAGAUAUAGUGAACAAAGCAAGCAAAAGUGUAUUGGUAUUACUAUUGAAACAAGACCUGAUUAUUGUUUAAAGCCACACAUUUCUAAUUUAUUGGAAUAUGGUUGUACCAGACUUGAAAUUGGUGUUCAAUCUAUUUAUGAAGAUAUUGCUCGUGACACAAAUCGUGGUCACACUGUUGCUUCUGUUAAACGUUCUUUCACAUUGGCAAAGGAUCAAGGUUACAAAAUUGUUGCUCAUAUGAUGCCUGACUUGCCAAACUCUGACAUGGAAAGAGAUAUUCUUGGAUUUAUUGAAUAUUUUGAAAAUCCUGCAUUUAGAACUGAUGGUCUUAAACUUUAUCCAACAUUGGUUAUUAGAGGUACAGGAUUGUAUGAACUGUGGAAGACAGGACAAUACAAGAAUUAUUCACCUGAUUCAUUGGUUGACUUGGUUGCUAAAAUCAUGUCACUUGUUCCUCCAUGGACAAGAGUUUACCGUAUUCAACGUGAUAUUCCAAUGCCUCUUGUUACAAGUGGUGUUGAAAAGGGUAACUUGAGAGAAUUGGCUUUGGCUAGAAUGAAAGAUUUGGGUUUGAAAUGUCGUGAUGUCAGAACUAGAGAAGUUGGUAUUCAAUCUAUUCACACUAAGAUUAUUCCUGAUGAAGUUGAACUCAUUAGAAGGGAUUAUUGUGCUCAAGAUGGUUGGGAAACUUUCCUUGCUUAUGAAGAUGCUGCUCAAGAUAUUUUAAUUGGUUUAUUACGUUUGAGAAAAUGUACUCAAACUGAUACUACUUUCCGUAAGGAAUUGAAGAAUGACCAAAUUGCCCAAGCAAGUAUUGUAAGAGAAUUACACGUUUAUGGUUCUGUUGUUCCUGUUCGUGCCAGAGAUCCAACUAAAUUCCAACACAAGGGUUAUGGUACAUUACUCAUGGAAGAAGCUGAAAGAAUUGCCAGAGAAGAACAUGGCAGUCAAAAACUCCUAGUUAUCAGUGGUGUUGGUACUAGACAUUAUUAUAGAAAAUUAGGCUAUGAAUUGGAUGGUCCAUAUAUGAGUAAGAUGCUUGUGUAAAUAUUUAUUAAAAGUUUUUUCUUUC
This is a messenger RNA of Naegleria gruberi, 1696 nucleotides long. RefSeq names its product histone acetyltransferase. The coding region runs from base 1 to 1671 and encodes 556 amino acids. NCBI's taxonomy places the organism in Eukaryota, Heterolobosea, Eutetramitea, Acrasida, Naegleriidae. Gene Ontology annotation, cellular component: elongator holoenzyme complex; cytoplasm; nucleus. Gene Ontology annotation, molecular function: iron-sulfur cluster binding; acyltransferase activity, transferring groups other than amino-acyl groups. Gene Ontology annotation, biological process: tRNA wobble base 5-methoxycarbonylmethyl-2-thiouridinylation. The transcript has a single exon. The record is from RefSeq and is a predicted model, not a curated record.